UCUCAGGCUGCCUCUACAUGAAGCUACAACGUCCGACACGGUGGUCAUCAAGGUCAUCAACGCUGUUCAAAAGUCGGAUCGAUCUGUCCCAUAGCAUAUGCAGACUGCAGGCCCACGCACCGUCCCCGCACAAGCCCAAGUUUAGGUCAUCUUGAUAAUUCGGCGUGCCAACACAUGACAAUCAGGCUUAGCUGCCUUCCCUCCUUGCCACUCCCUUCUCGAUCAAGUCUCCACCUUUUCUGGCACGGCUUUGUCUCUUCCGCGUCCCCGAAGAUGGCUUCCCACCCAAAAAUGGUUCCGCAAGAGACGGUCAAUAAUAAGCGGAUAGAUCUCUCGUUGGACCGUAUCAGAACCCUUCUGCAGCGUCUUGGUGCGCCGCAAGACAAGUUCCCAAUCGUUCACAUUGCAGGGACGAACGGCAAGGGCAGCACAUCUGCGUACAUCGACUCGCUCUUGCAGCACACUAUAGGAAUACGCACCGGACGCUUCAACAGCCCGCAUCUUCGAGAAGAAAGGGACUGCUGUCGAGUCAACGGCCAAGUGAUCACGAAGGGCGUGUGGGCCCAGGCUGGCGAGCAAGUCGCCGCUGCGGAUGCUGGACUGACGGAGGGGUUGACUGAGGAACAGUUAAGCCUGCAUUCAACCCCGUUCGAGUUGCUGGUUGCUCGCGCAUUCGUCUCUUACGCAUUGCUUCCACAAGCUGAAGCGCCGGCGGUGCUCAUCGUGGAAGUCGGACUCGGCGGGAGGCUAGAUGCUACCAAUGUCUUUUCGCCGCGAAAUGUCCUUGCGAGCGUGAUCUGCCCGGUCGACCGAGAUCACGAAGCGCUUCUCGGUAGCGAUCUGGCGGGAAUCGCCUCGCACAAGGCUGGCAUAAUCCCGGGCGGGGGCCUGUGCGUCAUUGCUGAUCAAAGGAGGGCAGAUGACCCGCAAAGCAUCAACACAGAAGUAGAUCUGGCGUGCCUGCGGGCGGCGCAAGGGGAACAAACACCAACAGGGUCACACGCAGCGACGAUUCUCAAUGCCAUUCGACAGGCUGCCAUAGAGCGCGGUGCAAGGCUGGUCAAGGGUUACGUGCCUUGGGGUGCGCUCAGUCCGACACAGCUCAACAGCAGUUCGAGCGGGCCCAUACGGCAACCGACAGCCGCUUUGAGAAUCCGAUAUGCCCCGACGCUCUUCCCAUCUGUGCUUCCCACGAAGCCCGGCCACUACGUUGCUCGUGCUGGCGACCCGCCUGUGAGCGGCCCUGCCAUCCGGCUGCCGGCUACACGCGCUGCCAUGACGGGUGCCUGUACGGCGCUGCAGACGCUCUUCUCCAUUGCGCGGGACGAGCCGCCCUCCGCGUUCGGUGCCGCUGGGAGCGACGCGCACGAGGAGCUGAAGCUGCAGAUCGCCUUUGCGCUGCGCGAGGAAAGUGAAAGGGAGCAACGGAUACAGCAGGCGCUGGAUACUGUGCGAUGGGAGGGUCGGUGUGCCUGGCUGGACGUUCGCGUACCGCAUGAUGUGUCGGUCGUGAGCCCAGAAGAGGGCAUGAUCGAGUCUGAAGGUCCAGUACCAGGCGGAGCGGCUGCAGAUCAUCCAGAGACUUCCAGACCGUCACCACCCGCUUGUAUCAAGAUUCUGGUCGACGGCGCGCACAACUCGGCGUCGGCGCUCGCAUUGCGGCAGUACAUUGAUCUUUGCAUUUCGCCACCUUCGUCAUCGAGCGGCGACAGGCCCAUCACGGUUACCUGGCUCAUGGCAUUUUCGAAGGGCAAGGAUAUUAGCGGCAUGCUACACGCUCUCCUGUCGUCUUCGCUCUCUUCCUCGCUGGACGAGUCGAUAACGAAGCUGAGCAUUAACGAGGCGACGAACCAACGCCCACAGCCGCUCGUUCGGAACCGUGUCGGAUUUCUGCCUUUCUCUACGCCGGUAGAGGGUAUGCCAUGGGUGCAGUCUGCGCGGCCGGACGAAUGCCUCGCACAGCUGGACUCGCUCGAUGCCACGCUGGCAUCAAGCCUCGCGGACGCAAAGACUUUCGAACGGCUUGAGGACGCCCUGCAGUGGGCUGCACAAGGCGCGAAAGACAUGUCGUUGGAAGGAAAGGAGGAGGAGGCCGUGCAUCUUAUCGUGCUGUGUGGUAGCUUGUACCUCGUGGGUGACCUGUAUCGCUUUCAAGAGCGCCGCAUAGAGCCGUGAUACCAUUGCAUGACCCCUCAUCCACGUGGCGAGCAUUUCUUAUCGGACGGGCCAAGCAGGCAAGGCAUCUGCCAUUGACGCUUCGGAAUACAUUCAUUUUGAAUGGAUAGCUGCCUACCUGCCACAGCGUGGAAACAACAUAGCUAGUGUAUAUACAAUAAAGAUG
Tilletiaria anomala UBC 951 is the source of this 2341-nucleotide messenger RNA. Its product is annotated as Mur ligase. The transcript has a single exon. Gene Ontology annotation, cellular component: cytoplasm; cytosol; mitochondrion. Bases 175 to 2175 code for a protein of 666 amino acids. Gene Ontology annotation, biological process: folic acid-containing compound biosynthetic process. NCBI's taxonomy places the organism in Eukaryota, Fungi, Basidiomycota, Exobasidiomycetes, Georgefischeriales, Tilletiariaceae. The record is from RefSeq and is a predicted model, not a curated record. Gene Ontology annotation, molecular function: ATP binding; tetrahydrofolylpolyglutamate synthase activity; dihydrofolate synthase activity.